Molecule: messenger RNA, 1065 nt
Organism: Trichoderma aggressivum f. europaeum
Lineage: Eukaryota; Fungi; Ascomycota; Sordariomycetes; Hypocreales; Hypocreaceae
Exons: 2
Coding region: 1-1065 (354 amino acids)
Source: RefSeq, a predicted model, not a curated record
AUGUUCCCCCCAGUUGAGCAAAAGAUCCUGCAAAGCAACCCAGAGUUUGCAAAGCUCUACCGCAUCAUCACCACGGCCAUCUUGAACCCUGAUGGCUCAACCAAGGAGGACGACGAGGCCAAAGACAGAGCCACAGUACAAAAGAACCUGGACAAACAUCGCCAGAAAGCCGCAAAGCACUACCUCCUAGAACGCGCCAUCGCAACCGCCGCGCCCCCCGAGCCCAAACCCUCAUCAUCAUCAACAUCCACAAGACUCUCCCGGGCCAGCGAGCGUCUCCAGCAGCGACAAUCCCAGUCCUCGGCCGAAUCCACCCCCGAGGCCCUCCUCGACCUGCUCCUCGUCCUCCCCUCGUUCCUCGAUGCCGUCGACACGCUGCCUCACGACUCUCUCACCUUGCUGCUUUCCAGCCCGCCGCUCUCCGACUUUGAAACUCUGCUGCCCGACCUCGCCGACUUGAUAUCGUGCAAUCUUCAUGCUUCUGCCCUGGGUCUUGCUCGCUUCGCCCAUCCCGCUACGAAUCCUACCUAUCUCCACCGUCACAUCGCUUCUCUCCCAAAGGAUUUCGCCGCUCUCAAUACGAGCCUAUCUGCUGCUGAAGAAGCACUGAAAGCAGCCCGUAUACGCACCGUCACAUCUCUCACCAGUCUCCUCCAAACCUUUGCAGAAUGCCUGACUUGCCUCAUACGAUCCCUCGAGGCAAAGCACGGCGUCAUUGCUCGUAGUUUAGAGCUUCGCGCGUCGGAUGUUUCGUUGGACGCGCAGCGCGCGGAGAAGCAGGCCGAGCAAGCAAUGUGGAAGCUUCGAAAAGAAGUUUAUACGCCAGAGAGUAUACUCGCGCUGCAGCAUUACGUUACUCACUUGAAGGACGCAAACGGACGCAUCGCGGAGAGGGCCCGGAAGCUGCAAGCCGAGAUGGAAGCUCACGAGGAGUAUUCUCGUAGCGAAUCGUCGGAAGAUGAAGAUGAAGGUAGGUCGUCGAGAGAUGUGCCCACAUUGUAUAAGGAUGUUGGGAAGCGUGUGGAAGAGGCCAAGAGAGACAUGGACCGAUUACGACUUUCAUGA